CUCUCAGGCUCCGUUCCCCACCCCUCGUUCCUCUGUCCCCUCUGGGAGUUGCAGCUACCAGCACCCCCUCUGUAGCGUUCCUGCGAAGGCCUCACUGAGUCCCAGCGCCCAUGCCUGCAGGUCCCAGGUGUCCUUGCAUUAAGUUCCUGCUGAGCAUCCCAGGCGUGCUGACACGCCGAGCCCUAUGUGGCUGCUUUUAGAUGUGCAGUCAAGAUGAAAAAUGACCAGUUUCUAAGAGAAAGUCAUCAGCCAGACACUGAAAGCCUUCUGGGAUGGGGCCCCAGGCCCAGCGCUGGCGCAGCGAGAACUUUGAGAGGCCCGUGGACCUGGAGGGCUCUGGGGACGAUGACUCCUUUCCCGAUGAUGAACUGGAUGACCUCUACUCAGGGUCGGGCUCGGGCUACUUCGAGCAGGAGUCGGGCAUUGAGACAGCCAUGCGCUUCAGCCCAGAUGUGGCCCUGGCGGUGUCCACCACCCCUGCGGUGCUGCCCACCACGAACAUCCAGCCUGUGGGCACACCAUUUGAAGAGCUCCCCUCUGAGCGCCCCACCCCAGAGCCAGCCACCAGCCCCCUGGUGGUGACAGAAGUCCCGGAAGAGCCCAGCCAGAGAGCCACCACCAUCUCCACUACCACGGCUACCACUGCUGCCACAACAAUGGGGGCCCCGACUGUGGCCACAGUGCCUGCCACAGUGGCCACCGCCGCCCCCAGCACCCCUGCAGCACCCCCUUUUACGGCCACCACUGCUGUUGUAAGGACCACCGGCGUACGGAGGCUUCUGCCUCUUCCACUGACCACGGCAGCCACGGCACGGGCCACUACCCCUGAGGCGCCCUCACCCCCUACCACGGCAGCUGUCUUGGACACUGAGGCCCCAACACCCAGGCUGGUCAGCACAGCUACCUCCCGGCCAAGAGCCCUUCCCAGGCCGGCCACCACCCAGGAGCCUGACAUCCCUGAGAGGAGCACCCUGCCCCUGGGGACCACUGCCCCUGGACCCACAGAGGUGGCUCAGACCCCAACUCCAGAGACCUUCCUGACCACAAUCCGGGAUGAGCCAGAAGUGCCGGUGAGUGGGGGGCCCAGCGGAGACUUUGAGCUGCCAGAAGAAGAGACCACACAACCAGACACAGCCAAUGAGGUGGUAGCUGUGGGAGGGGCUGCGGCCAAGCCAUCAUCUCCACCUGGGACACUGCCCAAGGGUGCCCGCCCGGGCCCUGGCCUCCUGGACAAUGCCAUCGACUCGGGCAGCUCAGCUGCUCAGCUGCCUCAGAAGAGUAUCCUGGAGCGGAAGGAGGUGCUCGUAGCUGUGAUUGUGGGCGGGGUGGUGGGCGCCCUCUUUGCCGCCUUCUUGGUCACACUGCUCAUCUAUCGCAUGAAGAAAAAGGAUGAGGGCAGCUACACGCUGGAGGAACCCAAGCAGGCGAGCGUCACAUACCAGAAGCCUGACAAGCAGGAGGAGUUCUAUGCCUAGUGGAGCCACAGUGCCUCCCUGCAGCCUCAACACCACCCUGCCGUCCAGUCCCCAGCCUGGCCUCACCAGCCCAAGCCUGGGACUGGGCCUGGAACCUGGCCCCAGUUCUUCUCUGCCCUCCCUCCCAAGGUCUGCCCAGGCUGCCAGCCUCACACAGAUCUUCCCCGAGGAAGAGGGGCUACUGCCAUCUGCCCCAGACUGUGCCCUUAUGAGCUCAUCUCUUGUUCCCCUCAUCCCUGCCACCAGUCUGGGGCUUCAGGACCUCAUGUCAGAUGGAUGAGAGGAAGAAAGCUCCUGAUUGGCUGGUGGUGGAAGAAAGGGUGGGGCUUGAGAUAGGCCUGAGCCCCAACUUGGCACCCACAGGGCUCACUGAGAUCUCCUUUUUGGGGCAGAGAGGCACUCAGACUGAUUUCCAGGACAAACAUUUGGUAAACACAGCCCUUGAAAUCAUCUAGACACUCACUGCAACCUCUUGCUCCUAUCCCAGGGCCUCUCUCUGCCUGGGUGAAAGGGUAUCCCUUGUCACCAGCCUGUUUUGUCCUGGUCUCUCUGGGGUUGUUGAAUCUCUCCUCUUGCCUGCCAAGUACACAUGUACCCCAGACUUCAUUUCUUUCUGCAUCUUCCUCCAAGAAACAGCUUCCUGAGGGUGCUGGGGCAGCCACUGGUGAGGAGGGGCUGCUCUGAUGUCCCUCCUAUGAGGGGACUCUGCACAGACACCAUUGCCCACACUGUCACACAUAUUUUCAUGCAGUCCCACACAAGACAAAAGCAUGCAAUGACAAAACCAUACGCAAUCCUGACUGCCCAGCCAAUCAAGACAUAUCACAGAACACACACAUCCUUCCAAGAAUGUUUGUCCUCAUGCAUCACUUACAUACCCCCAGACACUGCAAUGCAAGUCACUAGUCAUGGUCACAUGAUAGUGACAGUGUGGCCUCCUCCUACCCCCAGUAUACCCACCCUCUGGCACCACACACAUUAUCUCCAGCUUUCAGGCUCACUGGGGAGGGUGGAAUCGAGCCGGAACAAUCAGCCCAUAUUGGGUCCCCCUAAGUUGCCCUGUCAUACUCAGUUCCAUGCCAUGGUGCCCACACCAACCAUGCAGCCACCAACCCCAGCCAGUGUCAGACACAAUUCCAUGUGGAUGCACAGUCUCACUCCACAUGACCUGCUCUCAAUGCUGGAGGGAAACAGGCAGGCCCUUGCCUUUCUUGGAAAAAGUGUGGGGCCACAGCCCUUUCAGGGCAUUGCACACAGGUGGGCCUGGCCUCACUCCUACCUUCUUCCUCCCCACUGCAGUUGGCAAAGGGGGAGGUUUGGGGCCAGACCCCCACUGGCUGGCAGCCUGGGGGCUCCUCUAAGGCUGAGGAAGGAAAUUUGGCCCCAGGUUGUUGGGGGGUCUUGGGUCUCCCAGGACAGAAGGCCCAGGGCAGGGAGGGGGCAUGUGGUUGGGCUCCUUUCUCUCCCUGUGUCCCCUUCCUGCUCUGAGCUAGGGGGCUGACUCUGCCUCCCAGGACACAAGUCUCCAAAGUGCCUGUGAGGGCGGGCCCUCCGCACCCUCUGCCCUCUGCCUGGCCAGGCCAACCUCAGCCCACCUGCCCAGAGGCCCUCCCUGUGGGCACCCCCUCACCUAUUUGGCCAGACAGUUCUGGCUGCAGCUUCAGGGGCCAUGGCUGGAAGCAGCCCCUGCAAAUCCCUCAGGCCCUGAGGUCAGGGUUUGAGGGAUGAGACCAGGUGAUAGUGGGGGAGGGGUUACUUCCUUUGUUACCUAGCAAGUAGGGCUAUUUCCAUCGGUAUUUUAAAUGUGGGGUCACAGAUCUUCGGGGGAGGGCGUGCUUGGCAGGGGGCCUCUUGGAGCCAAAGGGAUGUGGUGUGAGUUGUGACUGGCUGGCACUCACACUCCCACCCCUCACCCACAGCCCAGAUUCAAGUCAGGAAGGCAGGUUUUAUUUCAGGGCCCUUUGCAAGAUGCCCUGGCAGCAGAUUUCUGCAGGAUGAGGGGUAGCAGUGUGUAGGCAGUGAGGGUGAGGUUCCGGGGGCUGUCCCACAGCCUGUCUUUUCCAGGCUGGGCUCCAUCUUCCAGUCCCAAAACCCUCCUUCACAGGGCCCAGAGGCUUGUGAGGAAGCCAGGUGGACCCAGCCUUAGAAGAGUGGGCAUGGGGGGCCCCCAAUAUCUGGAGGGGGUGGGUUGGCCUCAGUCAUUUUUGGAGCAGAAGGGCUGGGUCCUGGGGCCAGAGACCACAAGGCUCAGCCUCCCUACCCUGCUCCCUGGGGUGCUGCUGUCUUGGAGACCACAGCUCUGGUGAGACGGCCUGGGCAGGCCAAGGCUGAGAAACCAGGGAGGAUAGAGGAGAAAAGGGCUUGGGCCACCAGCCCCAGAAGGCGCCGGACCUUGGGUGGGAGACCCACCAGUUGGUGUAGGUUCUCUGUAGGGCUGGAGCCCGUGGUGGGGGUGGCCCCAGCAGACCUGGCUCCUCACAUCCCGGGGGUUGGCUUCUGAUUUGCGGCUUGGGCUCCUGGCACUGGCUUCUCUUCUCUGUGUCCUUAGCAUUUGAGAGAAGAGGCCAGGGGCCUUGUUCAUGGAGCCCUGGACCCAAGGCAGAUGUCCAGGCUUUAUCCUCGUGAGGUUGAAGAGUCUAACCAGCCCAAAUCUGCCCUGGCCAGCCUGACCAGGGCAAGGCAGUACGAGAGAGUUCAGUGAGGACUAGCUAGGGUUCUCCAAGGUGCAAUGCCGAUGCAGGGCCCUCAUGUACCCCUACCCCUGCCUGUGAUGGGGUGUUCUGAGGGGCUUUGGCAUUUGCUGGAAGCACAGCGAGUUCCAAAUGAGAGGAAGCUUGUGUGGCUUGAGAGCCUUUGGGGCCUUGGCUGCCAGAGCACGAGGCAUGCCAGGACGUGGAGAGCCCAGGCCCUGUCUCCAGGGGGCCAGAUGGGGCCUUGCCUGAAAGGCUGAUCCCCUUGAUUGCUGGAGGUGUGUGGGUGGCAACCAGGGCUGGGCAGGGCUUAGGGUGUGUGGACCAAACCCCUCUAGGGUUGGCAAAGCUGCCUGUCAGGCCUCCAGGUGGGGGCCCUUGGACGCAGGGAGCAGACCCUCUGCCUCGCAGGGCAGGAGUAGCUGCCUCCUGGGUUCUCUGGAUUUCUUCUCCCAACAACUACAACCCUGAACUUGCCUCCCCAGGCCUCUUGCCUGUAAAUAGAAGCCCGCAAACUGUACAGAUUUUCAGAGGCAUCGAGACUGGGCCCCGGGAGUUGCCAUCUGAGAGCCGAUGGCCCCAGCAUCCCCCAGGUGCCUGCCUGGCACCACAGUGACCCUGGCCUCAGCGUGGCAAAUGCAUGUAAAUAUUUUUCGUAGGCGGCGUGGCUCCAGAGAGCCCCCUGAAGACAGUGUCCCUCCCUCUGGUGAGUCCUUUCUCCUGUACAGAACUGGCCGGGGCUGGGUGGGAGUCUGCCGUUCCCUCCCCCAGGCCUUCCCUGCCCCUUCUCUCCCCUGUAACCUGUUUAUUAACUGUACCUGUCCUGAGUUCAUGGCCAAAACCUUAAAUAAGGAAAAAGACAGUGGAAAAAAGAGACCAAGGCGCCUGCCCCGCUGCGGGUACUCACCUGUUCCAGCCUUGUGAAGGAACUGGUUUUGUUUUUGUUUUUGUUUUUUUUGUUUUUGUUUUUUUUGUUUUUUGUUUUUUAACACUUCCCGUGCUGUGCCCAUUUAUAAGAGGAAAUAAAAUUAAGCUGAAAUG
Mandrillus leucophaeus (drill) is the source of this 5206-nucleotide messenger RNA. RefSeq names its product syndecan 3 (gene SDC3). The record is from RefSeq and is a predicted model, not a curated record. Gene Ontology annotation, biological process: cell migration. Bases 273 to 1475 code for a protein of 400 amino acids. NCBI's taxonomy places the organism in Eukaryota, Metazoa, Chordata, Mammalia, Primates, Cercopithecidae. Gene Ontology annotation, cellular component: cell surface; membrane. The transcript has 7 exons.